Messenger RNA from Drosophila hydei, 8276 nucleotides. RefSeq names its product protein dopey-1 homolog. Gene Ontology annotation, biological process: Golgi to endosome transport. The record is from RefSeq and is a predicted model, not a curated record. Lineage: Eukaryota; Metazoa; Arthropoda; Insecta; Diptera; Drosophilidae. The transcript is spliced from 11 exons. Bases 125 to 8179 code for a protein of 2684 amino acids. Gene Ontology annotation, cellular component: endosome; trans-Golgi network.
GUAAAAAUUAGCUUAAAGUUCAUGCCAAGCAUAGCUAGCCAUAAAGAAAGUAGUAGUAAAUUUCAUUAGGCAUUUUUAUUUUGUAAAAUUCCCUCAACAAGCAACAAUUAAAGAAAAAUUUAUAAUGAAAACGGCGAAAUGUUUAUUUUUGCAUAUAUUCGCAACAAUCAAAUAUCGGAAGGCAGAAAAAUCUAUCGAUUCAGUUGAAAACAUCGCUAUGGAGUCGGCGGACACGCUCUUGGAGGAGCAGAAGCUCAUGGCCGAGGCAAAAUAUCGCCAAUAUAUGACCAACAUUGAUAAAGCGCUGCGCAAUUUUGAAUAUUCCAGUGAGUGGGCGGAUCUAAUUGCGGCUCUAGGCAAACUAAGCAAGGCCAUAUCAAGUAAUGCGCAGUACCAGGUCAUACCGCGACGCUUGAAGAUAGCCAAGCGACUCGCUCAGUGCAUGCAUCCCGCUCUGCCCUCCGGCGUGCAUUUGAAGGCCCUGGAAACGUACUCCGUGAUAUUCAGCAAGACGGGACCCGAGCGUCUGGCCACAGAGUUUAUUUAUGGUGCUGGGCUCUUUCCGCUGCUGGGCUAUGCGGCCAUGAACGUGCGGCCAGCUCUGUUGACCAUCUAUGAGACAUAUUUCGUGCCGCUGGGCGAUAAGCUGCGGCCAGCCUUGAGCGGAUUUCUCAGUGGUGUGCUGCCCGGCUAUGAUUGUGGCUUGGAUCAUUUUGAGCGCAUUAGUGCGCUGCUCAAAAAUGUCUGCUUGGCCGUCAAUCCAAUGCAUUUUUAUACUGUACUGUGGGAAUCGGUGGCCAAUAAUGCAUCAAUCCGAUUGCCUGCCAUUACGUUUCUGCUGGAGCACUUCAACAAGCGGCUGGAUAUGGAGAAGCAGACAUAUAUCAUGGGUCACAAUCGAGAGAUUAUGAUGUCGGCGCUGUGCGCUUGCCUCAACGAUACUCUGAUAUUGGUGCAGCGUAAUACGCUGGAGUUCCUGCUGCUGGGCUUUCCAAUGCACACAAAACUGCUGGAAGAGGAGCAGCUCGUGGUGCUAGUCACAAAUGGGUUGAACACAAUAUUACGACGUGAUAUGUCAUUGAAUAGGCGUCUAUUCUCAUGGCUGCUGGCCAGCGAGAUAACCAAGAAUUCACCCACAUAUGACACACUGUCACUGGACUCGGCGGCGCCCGUCGAUGGACAGAAGGAGGAACCAUAUUUUAUUACACACUCCCGGCAUAUACUCAUCAGUGCAUUAGUUAAUACGCUGCGCUUGAGCUUGGAGUGUCAGCCAAUGGAUCUGAAGCCGUAUCGCAUUAUGCUCUCGCUGUUGGACAAGGCGGAGAUCGGCAGCGCCGUGCUAGACUUUGUGCUGCAUGAUAUAAUACGAGCGAUGUACAUUUCUAGCAGCAAUGCGGACGCGCUCAAGUCGGCCAAUCUGCUCUUUGCUACGUUCGAUCCGGCCUACAUAUGGAGCUAUAUGACCAACAUGUUUGAGCGCGCCUGCCAACUGGCGCCCAGCUCUGCCCAGUCCAAUAGCGAUGGCAAAUUCGCCAGCAUCGUUGGCUCCGGCGAUCCGUGUGUUCUAGAAAUAUGUAUACUAACCGAAUUCCUAUUGGAGACCAUCUCACUGGAAAUGUAUACGGAAACUACGCGUGUCUAUCUGCCCAAAGUAUUUCUCUCAAUCACCCAACUGCUAUCCCUUCACAUGGAUCGCUUGAGCAGUGACGAGGUCACCGCCUCACUGAAGCUAUGCAUGAAGAUUGUCUCGCGUGUUCAGCCAAUGAUAACUAGCCCAAUUAAGCUGAAAAAACUAAUGGAGCAGCAUAGCAACUCUGAAUCAGAGGAGAAGAUUGUCAAUGCCAACAGCAGCAGCCACAACACUUUAGAGUCUGCGGCACAAGCGAAUGCAUUGGAGAAAAGUAAAUCUGAUUCACGUCUGAAUCAAUUUGGGGAGCAUUCACAAAACGCCGAGCCCAAUGACGAAGAGCUCAUUAGACGCUCCGCAUCCAAUCAGAGCGUGGUGAGACAUAGCCCCAAAAAGAAAGCGAAAUCGUUUUCACGACUCUCCGAACUAGACAAGGAUAUAAGCAACUCGGACACGGGCCAGCAGUCGUCUUCAGAUCUGGACACGCCGCGCAGCAUUAAGAAGAUCAAAGUGAAGUCCAAGGCUAAGGUGCCUUUCAUACGAAGCAGCCCGAAGAAAACACGACCAAGUGAUAUUGUGAUUGUGCCUCAAACUGCGCCGCCACUUGAAGUCACGGACGAGGCUGGCGUGGAACCACCCAAAAGUGCACCUCCCCAGCACUGUCCCGAAUUUCAACUAGACGAUGAGCACUCUAAAGCAACGCAACAACGUGGAUUUUCCAUACUAGAGAAGUGCAUUAGACAAUAUGAGAUAUUCUUUGAGGUUUAUUUGGCGCGCCAACUGCUGCAGAUCGAAACAAAGCCCAACAGCUCGGAACUCAACGAUGGCAGCAACAAAUGCGCCAUCAAAGUGCAGCUGCAACGCAGUUCUAGUCACAGCUCUAGUCACAGCUCGGCCUUGUUCAUGGUCGAGCAGGUACUGGAGUAUCAAUGCCCAGCCCGUGAGUCACAAAUCGAGCGACUGUUUGGACUAUUACGGGUGGAUUUGGUGCCCCGCGCGAAGCAGCUGCAACGUUUACUCAAUCUUUCGCUGCCCACAAUGAGCGUCAGUGAGCUGAGCAGCGACAGCGAUGCAGCCGAGGAGCCGCAGCAGAAGCUGUUAGUUGAUACACAGACGCAGCGCAACGUGCAACAGCUAGCCGAGCUGCAGCUGCCAACCGCUUUGCGCAAUGCCGUCAAAUUGGCUGCGACGCUGCUAGUGGAAAUGUCCACGUUCCCCAAUUGUAAUAAGCACAUUGUGCUCGAUAAGAAUGAACCAGAGCUGCCCAACUGGCUGAAGGUGCUCUGCCUGGUAGCCUGCUUUGCGCAGAGCGACAAAGAGCUGCAGGUGGCUGCCAUCACGACGCUCUUCGAUUUGAUUAGCCUCUUGCGCUCACAAAUCGAGCACACGACCAGUCCAGGUGUCACGUUUGUUGUCAUGUUGCCACUGCUGAAAUUUGGACAUGUUAACCACAUGGAGCAGCGUACGCGCGUCUUCCAGCUGGUCAGCUCCAUAUUGUGGGACUAUUUGGGCACACCAGGCAUAGAUCCUGCCCAGAUUGCAGCACUGCUGCAUCAGCUGCACAGCUGUCUGGAGUCGGGCUUGGUUGAAACUGUAAUUGGCAAUCGCAUGCAUGCCCAGCAUUUGCUACAGACCCAAGCGCAAACUGCACUUGGCACUGGGAAUGCUUUGCGUAGCUUCCAAUUGGAACGGGUGACAGAUGCCCAACUGCUUUGUCCCAUGGCCUGUAUGGAUCGUCUGCGCGAGAGUCAGGCGCGUAGCUAUAAGAAGUUUGAGCUGCUCUGGCAUCUGGGCAGGGAGAAGCAGAUGUCGCGAGGAUUCGAGAAGACGCUGCUCAAGGUGCUCGACACGCUCGCUCUGCCACAUUACAUGUCCGAACGGACUUUCGUGACCAAUUGGCUGCAGGCAUCGCUCUUGCGCGGCGAUUUGGCGCGUCUAACCAAGCCGCUCUACAAGAUUCUGCUCUCGGCGAACUCGAAGCGAGUGGGCAUUGUUCAUAUGCAGCAAUUGUAUCGCGAGUCAGCGGACGUUGAACAGGCUGGCGAUGAGGAACAGGCGCCGGCCUUUGAGCGCGAUGUCUAUGCCAUUAGCUCCGAGCAGGGUAAUGUCAAGUAUCAUCACAUGGAGGCGGCCAGCAGUGGUGGCAGCGGUGCCAACAGCGGCGGCAAGAAAAAGAGUCCCAUCAGGCAUUUGCCCAAAAAGAUCUUUGGAGUCACGUUGAGUGGCAAAACCAAUAAAACAUCAAAUUUUGUGAGCGACAAAACGCCGCUAGCCAGCGAAGCCUUGCAGGACAUCAAUACCAUUGGACUAAUCAUAAAUCCUUUGGAGAAUGCGCAUGAUUUCGAUGAUGAAACCGAUUUAGAGGAGCCACGCAUUGAGCUAGUGCACACAGCUGGCAAAGAUGCGCCACAAACGCCACUGGAGCAGAAGCUAGCAAGCGCCAUGGAUGAGAGCGACAUGGCACAGUUGCCGCCACCAGCAGUCGAGCAGGAGCCAUCGCUGCACUUCGAACAGGACAUUACUGACAAUUCGGAGAGCAGCGACUUCGAAUCGGACUCCGAAUUGCGCGAGACAAGCAUCGAGAAGGAAGAUAGUCUAACAAUUAGCUCGAGUGCUGGCGGCGGCUGUGGCGACGAUGUGAAACGCUUCGUGGGCGACUGCGAGCGAGUCACCGAGGUGCUAACGCAGCAUGAAAGGAUUAAGAGCCGCAAAACGUAUCGCCUGACGCGAGAGAAGACGCCCGGCGAGUCCAGCCUGAAUGAGCCCGAGCAGGAGCAGGCGCCUGACAAUGAGCAUGCGCUGCCAGCAGAUGAAUAUUUCAGCGAAGCAGCCGUGGGCAAAAAGCUAGCCAACGAGCUGCGCAAGCGUAAAAAAUUGUUGAGCAGCAGCGAGAAGAAGCGGCUGAGCUGCAUCUCCAAAACCUCGACGGACAGCAAUCACAGCAAUCUGGCCGAGCCGCUCGAAGCGGAGCCAACAACAGCUGCCGCGCACAGCGAUGAGGAAACGGAGCUGGCCAACGAACCGUCGACCAACCAGAGCACAAUCAAUGUGGAGGAUAAGCGACGCAAUUUAUGCCUGGAGACAAGUAAACUACAGCCAGAUUGGCAGAAGACGCUGGAGAAGAGCAAGCAGAACGUAGAGAUCUUGCGACAGAAUGCAGCGGCAGCGGCUGCUGCUGCUGCUGCAGAGGAGCAGGUGAGCAUACGCUCCUCGACGAAGAGCAGCAGCUCCUUGGGCAUUGGCACGUCUAGGCAAACGGAUGCUGCGCAGCUGUAUCACAAUCAUUUGCUGCUCUAUCUGGCCAUCUACGAUACUCGACAGACGCUCUAUGCGCUGCAAACGUUGCGGAACAUCAUCUGCUGUGAUAAGCGCACCUUUCUCUGUCUAUCCAUAACGACAUCCUUUACGAGCGGCAGCCUGAAGCAGCUGCUCAUCCGGCAUCGCAAGAGCAUCUCGGGCAAAGGGUUUGCCGGCAGCGUCAGCAAUUCGGAAUAUGCUCAGGGCUAUAGGGGCUGCAUGCACCUGGAGCUGUUAGUCACGCUGCUGCUGUUCUAUGCGCGCGGCUAUUUUCAGCGCGAAUCUCUGGACCCGCAACGGCAGCCGCCCACGCUGCAGGAUGUGGUGAAUAAUCGUCGCAUACAGCUGGAGAGCAUCGAGCUGCUUGCCCUGAUCUGCACGGAACUCAUUGACAUAGUGAAGGGCAUGGGUCGUGGUCUGGCCUGCUACAUAGCGGAUCUAUUGGUGCGUGCCAAACUGCAGAAGGUCAUGCUGCACUGCCUCAAUAGCUCGGUGUGCAGCUAUGCGCGACGCACCGGCAGCAGCUAUGCGGAUCAGGUGCUCAGUUUUAAUGAUCCGCAGGAUGAUCAGCUGCAUGCAGAUUGCUUUCAGCUGCAACUGCUGCGUCUGCUGCUGUCUGUCAUACGGCUGGAGCAUGAGGUGCAUCAGCUACGUCAGGACACGCCCAGCGCUGGCGCUGCAGAGGACACCAAUGCCUCUGGCAAUGCCUCGCCCACACGUCUGGCCGAGGGCGCAGCUGCGAAUGUCAAAUACUUGCCCAAUUGUCUGAUCAGUCAGCAGCCCAUGUUUCUGGCCGCAGUGCUCGGUGCACUGCAGCAGGAGCGACUGCGACACUUGCAUCGCAACUGGACCGAUCUGGUGACCAGUUCGCUGAACUGCUUCAGCUUUGGCUCGCUCACCAAUAUUGUGAUCAGCGUGGUGCAUCAAUUGUGCAAUAAUCUGGAUCGUCUGGCCAAGCUGACGCUGCCACAGCAGCGCCACUUCCCACCGGACUAUGUGCUCUCCCAGCUGGAGGCACUCACCAUACUCUGUCACUAUUGCCUGCUCGACAAUACACAGCAGACGGCGCUCUCGCAUCUCUUCAAUCAGGCCUAUCCGCAAACGAGCGUCGCCUCGCAAUCCUCCAGCACUGGGCAGCUGCUCAAUAGCAUCGUGCACUCAUUUCUCUCAGCAAGUGAAUCUACUUCCACUGCAAGCGCUCCGCGCAAUCCCCAGCUGCAGGCCGCACGCAAUGCUGUGCUCUCGCACUUGCCGCGCAUCAUGACUAGCGUGGCGGCUAUUUGGGACAGCGAACUGGGUCAGCUGCGUCCGGUGCGUCAGCAGCUGUUGGAAUUCCUGUCGCCCGUCUCACUGCAUCAUGGCUGCAAUUUCCUGACCGCCAUCGCUGUCACCUGGCAGCAGCGUGGCUGCGCUAACAGCAACUCCAACAGCAGUUCCUCUGGCAUUGCGGAGCAGUUCCAGCGCAAUUCAACGCUACAAGCUUGCCCGGCCCAGUUGAGCUUAGUCUCCCUGGUGUCCAGCAUACGGGUCAUGCCCAUGGACUCAUUUGUGCAGACCUUGCAUCAGGUGGUGAAGUCGCCACCGCCCAUACACCGACCGCCCGCACAGCUGAGCAUUGAGGUCAGCGCACUGGAGUUGUUCUACUUCUAUAUGCGAUCUGCACCAGCGCCACAGCUGGCCGAUGCGUGGGCCUCGCUGCUCGUGCUCAUCAGGGACGGUCUUAGCCUCACGCCACCGGCGCAGUUCGCUCUGCUAAUGCUGCUCAAUGAGUUUGUCCAGCGCUGUCCACAGAUGCCCUUUCCCGACAAGAAGGAGGUGCGCGAGCUGCACGACGUUACAGCACGGCUCGUUGAAUCGCUGUCUGGCGUUGCUGGCGCCUGCCUGGAGCAGACCACAUGGCUGCGACGCAAUCUGGCCGUCAAAGAGGACACCGACGGCCAUGCCAAGGACAACAGUCUGGGCGGUGGCAUUCAACAAUAUUCGCUGCAAGCUCAAAGCGUGCUAGCGGGCAUCUUGUCGAACCUUCUGGACGUCGCAUACGGGUCGCAGGAGAAGGACAAGGUGGUGACCAUUGUGACGACGCUGCUCUAUAACAUAACGCCGUAUCUGAAGAAUCAUACGACACGCAACAUGCCCUUCUUUUAUGCCUGCUCCGCCCUCUUGGCCAGCCUGAGUGGGUAUCAGUAUACGCGCAAGGCUUGGCGCAAGGAUAUGCUUGAUCUGCUGCUGGACACCUCGUUCUUUCAAAUGCACAUCUCAUGUUUGCCCUUCUGGCGCCAGAUCAUGGACAGCCUGAUGACCUAUGACAAUACCACAUUCCGCGAGCUCAUGACACGGGUCAGUCUCUCCCAGGCGGGCAGCUUGAGCAUCUUCGCAUCCAGGGAUCAGGAGUACGAGCUACGCGCAAUGCUGCUCAAGCGACUCGCUUUUGUUAUCUACUGCAGCGAGUACGAUCAGCAUAAUAAGUAUAUGCCGGAUAUUCAGGAGCAAUUGGCGAACAGUUUGCGUUUGGUGCCACUGGGUCCAUCGGUGCAGGCUGCUGUGUUUCUCUGCUUCCGCGUUCUGCUGCUGCGCAUGUCGCCCGAUCACGUGACCUCGCUGUGGCCCAUCAUUAUAGCCGAAAUGGUGCAGGUCUUCUUGCAAAUGGAACAGGAACUCAAGUGCGAGAACGAUGAGCGCAGUCAACAAACACGCUUGCUGCCUGGCAUUGAUGUCUCCUGGUCAUCCUCGAAUUCGAGUGCCCCAAAUGGAAUCAACGCACAGACGCCGAUGCAGCAUUGGCGUUCAGUGCAGCUGGAGGCAUGCAAGCUGCUUGAGCUGGGCUGCGUGUUGCCGGCGACAAAGCUGCCGCAUUUCCAAAUGUAUCGCUGGGCCUUCGUUGGCACCGAGUUCGAUGUGCAUGAGGAGGUCGUCUCACUGCCUUUGCCCAACGGUAGCAUUGAGAAUUUGGCUGCAUUGCCAAGUGCAUUGUAUGUGCCGCAUGUGCGUCGUGUGGCGCGCCUAAUGGAUAUGAAGUAUACCAGUCACUCGCCGUUGUUGCAGCGUCCACGGAAUCGUCAUCUGAUGUUGAACUUUCAGCAGCUGCAGUCGCUGCUGGAGCUUUAUCCAUUCUUCUCCACUCUGGGCAUAAACUGUUCCAAUUCUAGCAACUAUCCGGAUACUGAACUAAAUGUGGCCAAUUGCCUGCAGGAGAUUGAGGAUUUGUUGGCCCAAGAUUUUCUGGAGAAAUUGCCGAGCAUUACAACGCCCAGAUGAAAACUGGUGGCUGUCGGCGGAGGCGUAGGCGGAGGUGUAGGAGCAGCAAGCAACAGGCAGACGACACAGGCUAACAUUCAAACGACAAGCCUAACCA